Messenger RNA from Mizuhopecten yessoensis (Yesso scallop), 2848 nucleotides. RefSeq names its product calpain-1 catalytic subunit-like. The coding region runs from base 166 to 2124 and encodes 652 amino acids. The record is from RefSeq and is a predicted model, not a curated record. Gene Ontology annotation, biological process: proteolysis. NCBI's taxonomy places the organism in Eukaryota, Metazoa, Mollusca, Bivalvia, Pectinida, Pectinidae. The transcript has 15 exons. Gene Ontology annotation, molecular function: calcium-dependent cysteine-type endopeptidase activity. Gene Ontology annotation, cellular component: cytoplasm.
CCCCCUCGGGACCCAACUCCUCCUCCCCCUCGGGACCCAACUCCCCCUCCCCCUCGGGACCCAACUCCUCCUCCGAAAGACCCGACACCACCGCCGCCAUCUCCGCCGGAAGAAGAACAUGAACAAGAGUUUACACCGGCUCCUUACCCAAGUCAUCUCGAUGGCAUGAAUUCACCAGUUCCACCUUCCUUCGGAAGCGAUUAUGUUAAGACAGACAUGGGUACUUACGAGGUCCACGCCGACUUCCGAAAGUGUCCACAAGACUAUGACUAUGAGCAGGUUCCCGUCACAUCCGGGGGAUGUCUGUAUGAAGACAGAGAAUUUCCGCUAGAUGUCGCUCUACCCAAUCGUCCCAACGGCAUUGAAUGGAAACGGCCUACGGACAUUCGAUCUCGUCCAGUGCUUUUCUCUGACGGAACCACGCGGUACGACAUAGGUCAGGGAUCAAUAGGGACGUGCUGGUUCCUGUCCAUGGUUUCUGUUAUAGCAGACCGACCCAAACUCAUCAGACAGGUCAUUCCACGGAACGCCUAUAAGGUAGGCACUGCCGAGUAUAAAGGCAUCUUUCAUUGUCGGUUCUGGAGGUAUGGUGUCUGGGAUGACGUAUAUAUUGAUGACCAUUUGCCCAUCAUCUACGGCGAUAAAGUAUACAGUGCUCAUUCUGCUACAGACGAAAACGAGAUGUGGGUCGCUCUGCUGGAAAAGGCUUUCGCCCGGUCCUAUGGGAGCUACGAAGCUGUCACAGGGGGUCUAACGGCUGACUCCUUUAUCGCACUGACAGCCGGUGUACCGGAAAUGAUAGACAUAGCUAAGGGACAGACUUCCGGUGAUAGCCUGUUUAACAGAAUCGCUAAUGCGUUACGAUCGGGAGCUAUGGUAGCGUGUACUGUGCCGGAAAAACAUGACAAUCAUAAAGGUCUCGUCGGUGGGCAUGCGUACUCACUUACCGGAACUGCAGUGGGGAACGGUACCCGGUUGAUCCGAGUCCGUAAUCCCUGGGGGAAGCACGAGUGGACGGGACCGUGGAGUGAUGGGAGUAAUGAGUGGUCAUCUGUACCAGAAGGCGAAGUUCAGAGGCCAAACGUGGACGACGGAGAGUUCUACAUGUCUCUUGAAGACUUUAUGAUGUAUUUCUCUGACGUCACGAUAUGCUGUCUCACGCCGGAUUUCGAUAGGGACGGAUGUAGCGAUACUUUAAACUAUAUCACGUGUCUGUAUGGAGACUGGCGGGGGAGUAAUGCUGCCGGUUUUCAGAAGAAACUACAGAACCCCAAAUAUCUAAUAGAAGUUACAGACAAUUCUUGUGACGAGCGAGGCAACGUUCCACUGGUCGUACAGAUCAUACAGAGAACCUACCAGAGAAAGAGAGACAAGAUAUCAAUCCGCUGUGAUCUCUACAAGGUGUUGUCAAGCGAGGGAGGUGUUUAUGUUGUGGACGAACUCGGUAGCAACACCAACUCGUACAAACAGGACCAGCAGGCGUCCUUCCGAUACCUCGUCACACCUGGCAAGUACAUCGUCAUUCCCUCCGCCAUCGAGGAGGGGCUCGAGAAGGAGUUCAUGGUCAGAGUAUUCUCGUCGGCCCCCCUUCACUGUUUUGAGAACCUGACUGAUGACCAAAGUAUCAAGUACAUGUUGUUCGACCGCCCAGACCUUCCACAACUGGACGUACCUACUGAUAUCAGGACUUGUCAGUGUGUAACAGGCGCGUUUGUACAGGGCUCCAACGCCGGGGGCCAGGUCUCGAAUGACACAGUGGGAAAUAAUCCCCAGUUCCGUGUGACCGUCACCGAGAGGGGUAUUGUGCGAUUCCAGCUGAUGCAGGAAAUGAAGGAAGAGCUAAUGCCGUUAGGAUUCCGCAUGUGGAGGAUGGACGAAGAUAUAUUCCCACUGACCACCGACUGGAUAUGGAACAACUACAGUGAUGAUAGCAAGCUAGCGCGCAUGACCGACAACGACGACGGCAAGUUUGUGGUGUCCAAGAACGUGUCGGCCGAUUACGUCCUUGAACCUGGGCAAUACGUCGUUCUCAUUCACCUUGACGGCCAGUCACAGGAGACAAAGUUCGUCAUGAUGGCGGAGUCACACGACAGCGUCGGACUCGAGGGGAGCCACUUAGGUUAGACCUGGAGAACAAGGGACUUCACAAUUAUGUAGUCAAUAUAUACAGUAUGGAAAUAAACGUAUAACCACAGGGAUAUCAUAAGAUCAACUGCUAUUGAUAUAAUAGUAUUAGCUACGAAAUACACAUCAACAGAUUGGUUACCAUGGACAAUUAACUGCCAAUCCAUGGAGCUGGUUUCGGAUCAAAGGCAACAAAGGCCGAAAUACCUGUAUUUUUACAUUGUUUACAUCCUUUCUUUAAACAAUGUUGAACAUCCUCAAAUUUUCAACGCGUGUGACACAAUCUACUUCCCUCUCUCAGUAUAACAAGGACUUGUUUAUUCCCUGGUUGUGUAUAAAGUUCGUAUGUCCGAAUAUCUACACUGUGCGUAUGUACACAUGCAGUAUUCCGUCCGUGCAUACUAUGGCGUUACACCGUCCCUGCAUACUAUGGCGUUACACCGUCCCUGAUACUAUGGCGUUAUACCGUCCCUGCAUACUAUGGCGUUUCACCGUCCGUGCGGAAAUGGUAAACGUAUGACUUUCAUAACUUCAUACCAUACAAAAUGAAGAGGUAUGUUACACAGUGAUUAGAAUGGUAAAGGCUCUUUGUUUGACAGUAUUUCUAUAUUUGUUGUCGGGUUGCUAGUAUGUAAAAGUGCUUUAUUGAUCAUGUGACUUAACCUGACUUCAUACAUGGGCUACAAUGUAUAAUUAUAAAACGGGUAUAUAUACUUUGAGCAUG